This is a messenger RNA of Neopelma chrysocephalum (saffron-crested tyrant-manakin), 7110 nucleotides long. RefSeq names its product G-patch domain containing 8 (gene GPATCH8). Bases 723 to 5006 code for a protein of 1427 amino acids. The transcript has 6 exons. The record is from RefSeq and is a predicted model, not a curated record. Gene Ontology annotation, molecular function: nucleic acid binding. Gene Ontology annotation, cellular component: nucleus. NCBI's taxonomy places the organism in Eukaryota, Metazoa, Chordata, Aves, Passeriformes, Pipridae.
UGUGUCUGAAACCUUCCACACCAGCCUUGGUCUUUAACAAAAUGAUCUCUGCUUUUUGUUCCUAGAUUAGAUUUUCUUUCCAUUAUUAAUAUAUCCAAACAGUUGCACUGUUAAGUUUCACAUUUAGCAGUCUGGGAGUGGAAGCUGCUGCCUCACUUGCUGGUCCAGGUUAGACGUGGUGUGAGCGUGUGUGUGGUGUGAGAGUCACUGCGGAGGGAGGAGGAUUAACUUCCUACGCACUAACAGGGAGUGGUGCAGCUUCCAAACUGGGAUGAUGCUCUGCUGGCUGGAUGCUUUGGGAUUAAAAGAAUUAAAGAUUGGAGGUAGUUUGAUGAUCUGUGUGUGCUCUCAGGGGUCAGAAGCCGUUAGAAGGCGAGUAAAGGGCCCCCUGAAGAUGGGAAGUGGUGGCAAAGGUUCUCGUGGAUGGGAGAGGCUCACUCCUGGUUUCUCCACAAGGAUGUCAUGGGUUUCACUUAUUUCUGUUCCCAGCAUGUUUGUCAGGGAUUUAGCCAAUCUCCUUGGGACACUGUAGUGCUGGUUGCACCAGAACACCUUGUCCUCCUGCUGUCUCAACCCUAAAUUCUUCCUGUGACACUAAAUCCCAUUUCUGUAGAAAACUCUGGAAGUGUUUGAAGCUCAGAGUAACUGACCCAUGUUCCCAUAUCUGUGGUCUGAAGACCUGGAGGCUUGUAAUUGGAAUUCCCUGAGUGAGCCCAUUAGAGAUGGGUGUCUGUGCAGUUGGAGGACUGUGGAGAGGGAGGACGGAUCCCAUCCCUAUCGUCGUCAAGUAUGAUGUCAUGGGCAUGGGCCGCAUGGAGAUGGAGCUUGACUACGCCGAGGAUGCCACGGAGCGGAGGCGAGUGCUGGAGGUGGAGAAGGAAGACACCGAGGAGCUGAGGCAGAAAUACAAGGAUUAUGUUGAUAAAGAAAAGGCCAUUGCCAAGGCUUUGGAAGACCUCAGAGCAAACUUCUACUGUGAACUCUGUGACAAGCAGUAUCAGAAGCAUCAGGAGUUUGACAACCACAUAAACUCUUAUGACCACGCUCACAAACAGAGGUUGAAAGAUCUCAAGCAAAGGGAAUUUGCUCGCAAUGUCUCUUCGAGGUCACGGAAGGAUGAGAGGAAGCAGGAGAAGGCCCUCCGGCGCCUGCACGAGCUGGCUGAGCAGAGGAGGCAACCUGAGUGUGCUCCUGGAAGUGGGCCCAUGUUCAGAACCACCACUGUGGCCGUGGAUGAGGAAGGUGGAGACGACGAUGAUUCCGCAGCCAACAGCGGCUCCUUCGUCCAGACGAGUUCUGGCCAGGCUGCAGAGAUGACUAUGGACAGAGGCUUCCUGAACACAGGACAGGGUGUGAUGCCAAGCCAGGCGCCCUCUCAGGCAGCACAAGCCAUCAGCUUUGGCAUCAAGAGCUCUCUGGGGACUCCACUGCAGAAGAUCGGGGUGUCGUUUUCCUUCGCGAAGAAGACCCCGGUGAAGCUGGAGACCAUCGCUUCUGUUUUCAAGGACCAUGUGGAAGAGUCCAGCUCUUCAGAUGGGGCAAAAGGGGAUGAGAGGGGGUCUUCAGAGGCUGGCAGCCUGCAGAAGUCUGGGGAGGGAGAAGGCACCAACAAUUCUGACGGCAAGGAGGACGAUGACCAGCACGACAAGGACGGCGGGUCCCUGGCCAGCACCUUAUCGAAACUGAAGAAGAUGAGGAGAGAAGAUGGACCAACGGCCGUGGAACCAGAGUACUACCACUACAUCCCCCCAGCCCACUGUAAAGUGAAGCCCAAUUUUCAAUUCCUGCUUUUCAUGAAGUCAACCGAACAAAUGGAAGCUGAAAAUGUGAACAAAAAAAACACAAAUGAAGUGAAAAAGGGGACUUCCCCCAAACCCAAACCCGGGAAGCACACGGAGAAAGCCACUGAGAGCACGGCGCAGCAGAAGGAGCAGAGUACUACUGAAACCACAUCCCAGCAGGGCAAAACAGAGCCAAAAGACAUCCAGGAGAAUGAAAGUACAGAGGAGAGCAAACACCUUCCAGAGAGCAAACCCCCCGAGCCAGACACUGCUAAAGAAGCUGCUCCACCUGCCUCGGGCUGCAGAGAUGGCUCUGAGGGACCAAAGCACCCGACAGGACCUUUUUUCCCAGUUCUGAGUAAAGAUGAGAGCACAACACUGCAGUGGCCUUCGGAGCUGCUCAUAUUCACCAAAGCUGAGCCCUCUGUGUCCUACAGCUGUAACCCCCUGUACUUCGACUUCAAGCUCUCCCGCAACAAAGAUGCCAAAGGGAAAGGGGCAGAGAAAUCCAAGGAUCCGGGGGGACUUUGUAAAGACAACAGUCAGAGCACAGAGUCUGGUGAGGUGAGCAAAGCCAAGGAGGGCGAAAGUGUAGGCAACAGUUCUGCUGUGAAAACAGAGAACAAAUCCCAGAGCAAGCAGGAGUCUGGCCUGGGCAGCGUCGGUAAGGGGGAGGGGGAGGACAGCAGUAAGAGCAUAACGGGGAAGAGUAAAUCGGGGAGGUCCCAUAAACACAAAAAGAAAAAGAAGCACAAAAAGUCCAGCAGACACAAACGCAGACACAAGGAGGAAGCUGAGGAAAAGGGCCGUAAAGCUGAGCUGGGGGAAGAGAAACCCAAGAAACGGAAAAGGCACAGGCACAAAAAAGGCAAAUCCUCCCUUUCGACGGAGUCGGACCGGGUGCUGAAACCCGAACUGUCAGAAGACUGCAGCCACUUCCAGAAGAAAAAGCGGUGCUCCCAGGAGUCCCAGAGGAAAUCCCUGUCUGCCGAGGAGGGAAGCAGCGGUAAAAAAGAGGACGGGGGUAACUCCUGCCAAGAGCACGGCAGCAAGAAACACAAGACUGAGCUGCAGCAGGGCCCUGCUGCCAGGAGGCGCUGCCCGGCUGCGUCUCAGGGCCGGCCCGGCCGCCGGAGCCGGCAGAGCAGCGGCGACUACGACAGCGACGAGGGCUCCCACGGGAAGCACUGCCGGCAGAAAUCCCCGUCCCAGUACAGCGACGACUACGACUCCGGCAGCGAGCACUCCCGCAGCCGCUCCCGCUCGGGCCGCGGGCACUCCUCCCACAGGUCCUACUCCAGCAGCUCCGACGCCUCCUCGGAGCACAGCCGGUACAGCCGCCGCAGGAGCUACUCCGACGACAGCUACAGCGACUACAGCGACCGCUCCCGCUGCCACUCCAAGCGCUCCCAGGACUCGGAGGAUGACUCCGACUACAACAGCUCGAACCACCGCUCGAAGCGGCGCAAAUACUCCUCGUCGGAAGAUGACUACAGCUCGAGCAGGAGCAGGUCCAGGAGCCGGAGCAGGAGCCGAACCCACCCUCGGGGCAGGUCAAGAUCGAGGAGCAGGGGCAGGACCCGCAGCAGCAGCUGCAGCCGCAGUCGGAGCAAGAGGAGGAGCCGGAGUGUGACGGGUCGGAGCUGGAAGCGGAGCCGCAGCUACAGCCGGGACCGGAGCCGCAGCACCCGGAGCCACUCGCAGAGGUCCCUGUCACGGAAGGGCUCACGGGGCCACGAGAGCCCUGAGGAGAGAAGGUCUGGCAGGAGGGACUUCAUCAGGUCCAAGAUCUAUCGCUCCCAAUCCCCGCACUAUUUCCGGACAGGCCGAGGUGAAGGAUCGCUGCUGAAGAAAGAGGAGGGCAAAGGAGAGGAUCUGAAAGGAUCUGGCUCUCUCUCCCAGAACAGCAGCAGCUCUGGCACGGGGCGGGCCUCGGAAGGGGACUGCAGUCCUGAGGAGAGAAACUCUGUCACUGCAAAGCUGCUCUUGGAAAAGAUUCAGUCCAGGAAGGUUGAGAAGAAGCCCUGUGUGGCUGACGAGGUGCUGGCGGGGGCAAACAAGGUGGGCAUAAAGCUCAAAGAUCCUCCCCAGGGCUACUUUGGCCCGAAACUUCCUCCUUCCUUAGGCAACAAACCGGUUCUCCCGUUAAUCGGGAAGCUGCCAACGGUGCGGAAACCGAACUCCAAACGAUACGAGGAGUCUGGCUUGGAGAGGGGUGAGGAGCAAGAGCUGUCGGAUGCUGAGGACGGUUCCCAAGGCAUGGAAGAGGGUCAGCUGGCUGGGCAGUCUCUCCUGGAAGAUGUGGUGAUGGUCAUUCAGGACAAACCUCUGGAUGAGCCGAAACGUGACGAACCUGCCGUGGAGAUGCCGUCGAUUCCCCUGGAAGCGCCAGCGCUCCCCGAGUGCUUUGGCUCCGGAGAUCUGGUCAUGUCACACAACUUCCUCUCGGAUCCGAGCGAUGGUGACGGGCUGGAACCUAUGGAUGGGGGCAGCCAGCCGGUCCCAGUGGAAACCAGUAUGAUGCCCUUAGUUCCAGACGUCGAGCACUUUCCUGGCUAUGUGCCUCAGAGCGGCGAGCCGAGCAUGGAAGGGGAUCGGGAAGGGGCAGAAGAUUCCUCUCUGGCCCCACUGGAGAGCCAGCCCAUCACCUUCACCCCCGAGGAGAUGGAGAAGUACAGCAAGCUGCAGCAGGCGGCCCAGCAGCACAUCCAGCAGCAGCUCCUGGCCAAGCAAGUCAAGGCCUUCCCCGCCUCUGCGGCCCUGGCGCCGGCAGCGCCCGCGCUCCAGCCCAUCCACAUCCAGCAGCCGGCGGCGGCCUCGGCCACGUCCAUCACCACGGUGCAGCACGCCAUCCUGCAGCACCACGCCGCCGCCGCCGCCGCCGCCAUCGGCAUCCACCCGCACCCCCACCCGCAGCCCCUCGCUCAGGUCCACCACAUCCCCCAGCCCCACCUGACGCCCAUCUCCUUAUCCCACCUGACCCACUCGAUUAUUCCAGGGCACCCCGCCACCUUCCUGGCCAGCCACCCCAUCCACAUCAUUCCGGCCUCAGCCAUCCACCCGGGCCCCUUCACGUUCCACCCGGUCCCGCACGCUCUCUACCCGACCCUCCUGGCCCCGAGGCCCGCAGCCGCCGCCGCCGCCACGGCCUUGCACCUCCACCCCCUGCUGCACCCCAUUUUCUCAGGACAGGACUUGCAGCACCCACCCAGCCACGGCACAUGAAGGACAGAACGAAGGAACCUCGGAGUUUUGGGAAGGGGUUGGAGCUGAUCCAGCGGUCGGGUGAGGCCUGAGCGUUUCCUGUCACUCUUGAGCAGCCAAAGAAGCCGGAGGCUCAAGGGCUGGGCGGCAGCGUUGUCCAUAUCCACUCCCAGGGAUGUCUCGCUCCGACACUUCCGUGCACGCAGCCAGCACCGUUCCAGAAGAACCAUUUCACCUGCAGACCAGCGAGACACUUGGAAAGGCUUUUUUUUUCCCCCCCGGGUUCUUACACUUGGUCAUCUUCCUUCUGCCGCCUUGUAUAUAAUAAAUGAGGUCUCAUCCACACUAAUAGGUCUCUCAAAAUCCUUUUAAUGAGGUCAUCUAAUUAAAAUAGUCAGCAUGAUUGAAUCCGGUGUGUAAUUGGCGAUGGAACAUUCGGGAGCUGUCGGCUGCGGAUCCCAGCGAGGAGGCCUCAGUUUUCAGGCCUUACAGAAGGUUUCUUGGCUCCUGUCACUGCACAUGUGGGUUUUUUCUUGGUGUGAGCAGCAAAGGUGGAAGUAAGAUCUUACUGUAAAGAGGAGAAGGAGCUGUGUGUGUGCCCAGAGCUCCCAUCCUUCUCCAUCCUGCAUCCGUGUUCUGCACCAGGACCGCACCUGCAUAUCCCGGACUGGAGAGAGCUGCUCGUUGGGGUUGGGAAUUCCAGUCUGGGCUUUGACCACUCUUCUCCUGGAAGGGGGGGAAAAAAAAAGAAAUCACUCUGACUUCCAUCUUCUGUGGUGUUGGGAAAAAGGCACUGGGAUGGGAGAGAGAAGGAAAAUCCUGUUAGGAAUUGAAGCAAUACAGAGGACGAGGAGCGCGGCCGGGGGUGUGAAGCGUGUUCUUUCCUCUGUAACACUGAUGGUUGUUUCCUUAUUAAUUUAUAGGAUUAUUUUUUUUUUAAUGUAAAGAAUUGCACUGAACUCUGUAAACAAAGAUGCUGCUUUUUGUAGCUCCUAUCAAAGGUUACAUUUGUAGUAUAUCGCAAUAAUAUUUUUUACAGCCAGUUCUUAGUGGUACUUGUUCUGGUGGCUUCUGUGUAAAUAUGUUUGCUGUAGGUGACCCAAGACACUUGUAAAGGUUCAAUUUAUAGUUUCAGCUAGAUGCAGAACGAACUAAGCAUGUAUAUUUUAUCAAGCUCAUGUAUUUUUGAAGUUUUUAUGUACUAUAAAAUGUAAAAAAAAAAAAAAAUAAAAAAACCUUCAUUUAGAAUUUUGCAGAAGAAAAAAAACAAACCAACAGGUGAGACUUGGGCACAGUGAGGGGGUGGGGGCAGUGGUGACUCCAGCAGGUGCUGCUCUCCUCCCUGCCAUAGGAAUGGGCACUGGAGCAGCGUGGGGAGCAGCAGGAAUUCAGAGUGUCUCCCAGAGUAUAGAUAUCCCUUUUUUUUUUCCCUCUUUCCUUUUCCCCUGUUUGAAAAAGUGAUGUGCACAGGCUCCUGGUGCAGGAGAGCCUUGGGACCGUUCCCAUCCCACACACGGGGUCACACUGAGCUGGGGCUGCCUGACUUAUUCCAGGAGGGGUUUCCCAGCUCUUCCCAGCAGUGCCUGUGGGAGCUUCCCUGUCCCAUCCCAGGGGAUGGUUUGCUGACACGGGCACUGCAGGUGCAGGUCCCCUCGUGUCACAGUGGUUGGGGCACCUCGGGGAGGCUCUGUAGGGUGAGAUUUCAGAGCAGGCACCGAGGGGAUGCAGUGGCAUCCCUGUCCCCUUCUCCAUCCUCAUCCUCUUCCCUGUCCCGUCCUGGAGCACGGAGUCAAAGGAUCAAACCCUCCUGAGCUUCCUCACUGUGUAAACGAGAAAUUGGAGCAGGUCAGAGUGACACAGGGGUCACAAAAAGGGACUCAAUUUCCUGUAAAUACCCAACAAUUCAGUGUUACUGUCAGAGCUGAGCUUUGUAGGGCCCGACCCCAUCCCGGGGUUGUUUUUGGACUUCCAGGAUAGCGCUAAAAAUAAUUAACCUGUCAUUACUUAACGAGCAUAAACAGACUGUAUUUAACUUUGUCACAUAAGAUAUAUAUAUAAAUAUAUAUAUAUGCUGUAAAAUGAGGGAAAAAAACCUUUCUAAUAAACCAAUGAUUUGUGGAAAAAA